AUGUCGUCCCAUUGUUCCAAUGUUAGCAUGCAUUACCAUUCGAACCAGACUACGGCUCCCAACCUGGACACGUUGAGUUUUUUACUUUCUAAAAAUAAGUCUCGAGGUGGGAAAGGGAACUGGCAAUAGGCUUAGCGAGCCCGACAGGAAGGUAUUGGCCAAGUGUUGCUGUGCGAUUAAUUCGUGUGGCUGGUGUGUGUGAUGGUGGCUACUUUUGUGAUUGCAGGUUGUCCAGUGCCCCACAAGCCUUAGUAUUGUGCAGCGGUGUCUCUUUCCUCCUUCCUACUUGAGCUAGAGCUUGCUCUCAACCGAAGAAGGGCAAACUCUUUCACGUGUUAGUCUUUGCUCUCUCUCUCUUUUUUUUUUUUUACGUGGUAUGUUUUCAGCGGUAGGGUACAACUGAGAGGAGGGCACAUGUACAUACUGAUGUUUUGUCCAUGGGGUUUAACUGAUUGGAACCACCCCUUGGGAUACAGAAGUUUUUAUUCGACUAAUCGAGCCCGUUUGGGCUACGGCAGCCGAAGACAGGCUACUUGUAUGUACUUGGGGGUGCCUGUUGUAGGCGCACUAAAUCACUGCACAACUUGCAUUCAGUUCGGGGACAAACAAUGCAAGCGACAACUCUUCUUAUUUCUAGCACUCCUUGUGAAGAUUUGUGAGCUUGUAUCAUGCACUAACGUGGCAGUGCAUGUGAGUGCAAGGAUAUGAUAAUGACGACAGAGUGUACGAUGAAGCAUAGCGAACUGGGUAACCUUACACAAGCACCAAGAGGACAUUGAGCUGUAAUAGUGUACAAGGUGAUAAGCAUGCGAUAAGCUAGCAUAUGUUUUUUUAUUAUCUUCCUGUGCUUUUUUUAGGAAGUGCUAUGGGUAAUCUAAAAUAAAUUGAGGCAUGUUUUAGUGCCUCUUUGGAGUAAAAAAUACAUAGGAUGGGAAGAAUACUAAACUUUUAAUUUAAAUUGAGAACACUUGGAGGUGUAGCACACAAGCUAGUACACGGAAAAAGGUCACGCGCCGUGCAGUGUUAUUGUUGUACAAAUAGAAUGCCGAUUUUGGUAUUAGUGACACAGUUUUUCAUAAUUGCAGAUAGCCUUUCAAUAAAACAUAGUUCCACAAAGAUCAUUUGCAAGGGAAAAAAAAUUCUUUGGGGUGAGUUGGUUUCACAUUUUUUGUUCUCUCAAGAAGUGGUAUUGUGGUGGGGAGAGAGACUGCACAGCUUGCUGAAUGAGCUGCUUUCUCAAGUGCACUUCUGGUACGAGCAGCAGUGUGUAGGUGGGGGAGGCCAAAAUUUAGCGAUAUCCAUGUUGGGAGCUGUAGUCCUUUCUCGAAACUCACUGUCUUGUGUACGGUUUCUGGCACACUGAAUGUGUGCCACUUAAUGCUAAGUGUCAGAACAACAGUCUACAUAAUGCUCCUGCUUUGUGUCUUAUAGACCCCACAAUAGACACCUGAACUUCUUCCCUAUGUACUACCAUUGGGAGUCGUCAAGAAGGUAGUAAACUCUCUAGGGCAUACACACCUUUGCACACUUGGAAACAUUUUUAUUUUCAUUUCUUUGGCUUCAUAGAGAGGUUUUAAGAUGUGUGUGAAGUACAUACACAGGCUGAGCUCUGCUUGGGAGCUUCCUGUGCAGGUAUUGUGCUAUAGAAAGAGCAAGUAUGGAGUUUCUGUUCCUCGCUGGUGUGUUCAUGUGUUAUUAUUCAGAUCAAGAGGAGAGCUAAAGUUGUGACGUUCAGUUGUAUCUUUAAAUACGAGAGUUGAUUUGUUUGCAUCUCUCUGUUGAGAGAGACAAUUGUACAUAUACACAAACACAAGUUCAGCGGGAGAACUGGGCAAAGGCUGCUUCUCAAAUGGUGUACCAUUCUCCUUGUCUCAGGGAUGGCUGGGAAAAAGAUGGCCGCCGACUUCCCCACGUUUGAAACGCUCCGAUGAAGCCAUUUGUCUUCCGUGGAGGCCACUUUGCGCUUGAUUUCAGUUUUCUGUAACUUUUUUUUUUUUUCUCUCUCUCUCUUUCUAAAUCUCUCUAGGUUUUGGGUCGAGCUCACGGUAUCUCAGGUGUAAGUGUGGAAGUUGAUUUUUUUUUUUUUUUUUCCUGUGUGAAUGAGUGUGUUUGAACAGCUUGUAGUACUCGAGGACACAUUAAAGCUGGGAGGGGGCUACAGUAGGAAGAUAAGAUACCCAAGGGAUAGAGGCUCGAUGCAGAUCAGGUUUGUGGCAGGAAAUUUGUUACAAAUAAGAUGUAGCUCUGAAAAAUUAGUCAGUGAAGCUCUAAGGCAAAUGAAUAUAUGGAAAUACAUGGACACAUUUGCAUGUGCCUAUGGAGGUGAACAGUAGCUUGUCUCAAGGACAUCCCCCAGAGAAAGGACACACAGGAGGAUAGGUUGUACUGUAGGCGAUGAGCAACGCUUUUGGUUGCUUCAUAUUAGGGUAGAUCUUUGUGGAUGCAUGAGAUGUUAUUUGUGUAGGUAAGAGCAGUGAAAAAAAUACAAGGAUGUGUGUGUGCUGGUGUGAAUGGGGGGUAGGCUCUGUCUCUUCCAGGUGCCUUAGGGAUUCACACAGGUAACCUCUUGUCGCGAUGGUAGUGGCAUUUCCUGUUUGUGCUACGAAGGUGCCUCUGAGAAUCGCAGCACCUAUCAAAAACCGUGUGGUACAUCUGUCUACAAUUCACAUUGAAAAUUCUCUGCAGACAAUUGUUGCCUGAUUACAUCUCAAAGGCACCUUCGAACAACUCCCAGAAAGCUGGAAGCAUGCAAAUUGAAGUUUUCUGACUCCACACUCUGUCUCUUCCCCUUCCUGCUCCUGUGACCCUUUUGCCCCACCCACCUCCACUGGAUGAUGUGCUGUCCUCUUCUACUGCAUUGGGUGCAUCUUCCUCCUCAUGCUGGAUGGGUCAUGUGCUGUUUACCUCCCUUGGUCCUCCGACAGGAUGACGUUAAUGGCAGAGGUUCGUCCAGCAGAACAGCAACGCAGUCCUCCUCCCAGGAAGAGCCUAGAAGCUCUGGUGCCGACAAGGAAAACAGGCAUGACAGCAAGAAACGUCGUAGUCGUAGCCGAGGGAGGAGUAGGAGUCGAAGUCGUGGACGACAUGGCAGCCGUAGGCACAGCGGAGACCGUGACCAUGGACGCAGUCGUCGAUCUCGUUCCAGGUCUAGAGAACGCCGUCACAGAAGAUCUCGCUCCCGUUCCCGGGAUAGGCGACGACCGCCACCACCCCCACGUGGACGCAGCAGGAGCAGAAGUAAGGAGAGGCACCGACGCCGAUCACCUUCUCCAAAGAAAAGAGAUGACAAGGUCUCACCAUUUGGUUCACGACCCCAAAGGCCAAUGCUUGAAGAGACCACCCCAGAAGAGCGUGAUAUGCGGACAGUGUUCUGCAUGCAAUUGUCACAGCGCAUCCGUGCAAGAGAUCUGGAAGAAUUCUUCUCCUCUGUUGGCAAAGUUCGUGACGUCAGAAUGAUCAUGGACAAUAAGACGAGGCGCUCUAAAGGAAUUGCGUAUGUCGAGUUCCAAGAUGUGGACUCUGUUCCCCUGGCAAUGGGUCUGAGUGGACAGAAGCUGUAUGGGGUACCAAUCAUAGUACAGCCCACCCAGGCAGAGCGAAACAGGGCAGCAGCAAAUGCCACUACGCUACAGAGGGGCACCGUGGGACCUAUGCGCCUCUAUGUGGGCUCCCUGCAUUUCAACAUCACUGAAGAGAUGCUAAGGGGGAUUUUUGAACCCUUUGGGAAGAUAGACAAAAUUGAGCUCAUCAGGGAUAUGGAGACCAAUCGGUCAAAAGGGUACGGAUUCAUCACAUUCCACGAUGCUGAAGAUGCGAAGAAGGCCCUGGAACAGCUGAAUGGCUUUGAGCUAGCAGGCAGGCCAAUGAAGGUGGGACACGUCACGGAGCGUACUGAUGCCUCGCAGGCACCAUCCUUCUUGGACAGUGAAGAACUUGAUCGAUCGGGUAUUGAUUUAGGGGCUACUGGACGCCUCCAGUUGAUGGCCAAGUUAGCUGAGGGCACGGGAUUUCAAAUUCCCCAGGCGGCAGUGAAUGCUCUUCAGAUGAACCCCCUGGGCCUUCCAGGCCAGCCACAGGCUACCCCAACUAUUGCUACUCAGUGCUUCAUGCUCUCCAACAUGUUUGAUCCGUUCACUGAAACAAAUCCAACGUGGGAUGAGGAGAUCCGCAACGACGUAGUAGAGGAGUGCCGGAAACAUGGUGGUGCUCUGCACGUGUAUGUUGACAAGGCCUCCCCCGAAGGACACGUUUAUGUCAAGUGCCCGACCAUCUCCUCCGCUGUGGCUUCUGUCAAUGCCCUGCAUGGACGAUGGUUUGCUGGACGAAUUAUCACAGCUGCCUAUGUGCCGGUGUUGAGCUACCACGGUCUUUUCCCAGACUCUGCAACUGCAACUGCCCUCAUGUAAUGAGCAAAAUGGACAAGUUUUGUGCCUGUUAAUCAGUAGGAACGCAAACAUGGGCCGUGGGGGGUUGGAGAGUGUCACUGUGGGACGAGAUGCUGAGUGCUGGCAACUUUUGCCCAGUAACUCGGCUGUUCAUAAAUCAUGCUGUCAUUUGUAAUGUAAAUAUAAGGGUUCCUCUUUUUCUUUUUUUUUUAUGUGUGCAUCAAUAAAUCACUUUUGUACAGAU
Messenger RNA from Ornithodoros turicata, 4629 nucleotides. It is a transcript of the gene Caper, whose product is annotated as RNA-binding protein 39-like. Gene Ontology annotation, cellular component: nucleus. The transcript has 12 exons. The record is from RefSeq and is a predicted model, not a curated record. The coding region runs from base 2832 to 4406 and encodes 524 amino acids. Gene Ontology annotation, biological process: mRNA processing. Gene Ontology annotation, molecular function: RNA binding; U1 snRNP binding. Lineage: Eukaryota; Metazoa; Arthropoda; Arachnida; Ixodida; Argasidae.